Messenger RNA from Debaryomyces tyrocola, 1479 nucleotides. The record is from the annotation of a GenBank genome assembly. Lineage: Eukaryota; Fungi; Ascomycota; Pichiomycetes; Serinales; Debaryomycetaceae.
AUGUCAAAAUUCGAAUCGGAAGAGAAAAUGUUUAAAGGUAAUGUAACGAUAAAGAGGGAGAUAAGUAUUGAUGGUAAUUUUGAAAAUGACUCUACGCUUGAUAUACAAGACGAUAACGUUUUCGUCAAUAACGGCGAAGGCCCUGAUUUCAGAGGUGUUUCUUGCUUAGGAGGGGCAGUUUUGAUCGCAAAAAUUCAAUUCGGUUUAGGCGUCCUUGGCUUACCUCAAACUUUCCAAGUUUUGGGAAUUGUUCCUGGCCUAAUAAGUCUUAUUGGAUUAUGUAUCCUCAGCACAUGGGCGGGGCUAGUUAUCGGGAAGUUCCGUCUCUCUCAUCCACAAGUUCACAAUGUUGGCGACGCUGUUUAUCUUAUGUUCGGUAAGUAUAUUGGGGAUUUGUUUGGAUUUGGAUUUUGGCUCCAAUAUACCCUAUUGUACGGUGCGGCUGUACUCACUCUUUCUAUUGCCUUCAAUACAUUUAGUGACCAUGCCAUUUGUACUACUGCUUGGGUUGGUAUUAGCGCUUCCAUGGCUCUUAUUGCGGGGCUUCUCAUGCGUACUAUGAAAGUUUUAUCAUGGUGCGGUUAUGUAGCUGUAAUAUCAGUUUUCUUAGGAGUUUGGGUUGUUGCGAUUGCCUGCUUAACCCAAGAUACACCAGCUGCAGCACCAAAAUCUUCAGAACCUGUCAAUACAAUAAUCGAAGCAGUUGCUACUGGUUCUUCUUAUUCAGCUAUUUCAAGUGCUAUUGCUACUCAAGUAUUAAGUCUUUGUGGUACGCCCUCAUUUUUUGUGAUUCAUGCUGAAAUGAAAGAUCAAACUAAAUAUGUUAAAUCACUUCUCAUGGGUCAAGGAUUUGUUGCAUUUAAUUAUAUUGUAAUUAGUUGCAUUGUUUAUGGAAAAGUUGGACAAUAUGUUGCAUCGCCAUCUCUUGGAUCUGCUGGUAUGUUGAUUCAGAAAGUUGCGUACGGAGUUUCAUUUCCAGCACUUUUCUUUGCAUGUUUCUUCCAAGCUCACCUUUCUGCAAAAUAUGCACUUGUUCGUAUUUUAAAAGGUUCUCGACAUUUACAAAGUAAUUCUAAAACCCAUUGGGCAACAUGGAUUAGUAUGAUGUCUUUGGUUAUUAUUAUCGGAUUUGUAGUAGCUGGUGCUAUUCCAUUUUUCGAUGAUUUAUUAGGAUUAAUUGGUGCACUUCUUGGCACAAGCUUUACACUUAUAAUCCCUGCAUUCAUGGCCCUAUAUCAAUUAGGUAUAGGGUCCGAAGAGACUACUACAUAUAAUGGCUUAAAAUGGAUGAAUCGAUCUCAGAAGAUGUGGGGAAGCAGUAGAAAAAACACUUUCACUGCUAUAUUGGCGUUUGUCGCAAUUAUAUGCGGCAUUUAUAUCACCAUCUCAGGGGUGUAUGGGUCCAUCGCAAAUAUUGCUCAAGGUUAUGCAGAUGGUCUUGUCGCAAAUGCAUUCUCCUGUGCAGACAACAGUCGCUAA